CCGAGCACUUGAAGCCGUUCUUUCUCCUAAUGGAUCCUGAUUUGUGACAUGUAAAUCUGGGAAGUUGGAAGUGAUGGUGGUGCGCAGGUUUUUCCAAUGCAAAGACGCUUCAGGCAAUCAUGAACCUUGGAAAUAUAUAUGACAUCAGAAGUGAUGAUUCAACUCAGAAUGAAGGCAGUUCACGGUCACCAGAGGCAGGAGUAACACCACCAUGGCCGAGUGAAACAGUGUCUUCAUUGCAAGCCUCAUCUAAAAUAUAUGUGUGCAAGCUAAUAAAAAUAUUAGCUGUUGUGAGCACCAUGGGAAUUCUGAGUGGACUAGCAGUGGGAGUCUGGCUUUUAGUGGUUAAAUUCUUUAUAAAACCGAUGGCCUCUCAGGGCUCAGUAGAAUUUGGAGACACCAAGGAAACCUCAUUCUGCAACAUUACAGAUGACAUUCCUGUGACUGACCACAAAAAAGUUUUUUACAGAAUAAGCUCAGAGAACUCUUUACUUGAAAUACAACUGGAAAAAUUGCAAUCCUGGCUUCCAGUAUGCUAUGAAAGAUGGAAUGCGAGUCUUGGAAACUCAAUUUGCCGACAUCUUGGAUACUUAAGGCUCACAAAACACAAAGGAGUAAAUCUUACAGACAUUGGGCCCAAUUAUACGGAUGGAUUUGUUCAAAUUAAUGCAGAUGCCAAGAAUGAUCUACAGAAUAUUUGGCAGUUCAGGGGAAGUUGUGUUACAGGCAAAGUUAUUGCACUGAAGUGUUUCGAUUGUGGCACACGAGCAAAACUACCGAGAAUAAUUGGAACUGAGGCAAAUUUGGGAAGAUGGCCAUGGCAAGUGAGUCUUUAUCAAAGCUCAAAACACAUUUGCGGAGGCUCUAUAAUAACUAACCAAUGGAUAGUGACUGCUGCACACUGUGUACACAAUUAUAGGUUACCUCAGGUUUCCAGUUGGAUUGUUUAUGCCGGAAUAGUGACUCAAAGUUCAGUAAAACUGGAGGAAAACUCUGGCUAUUCUGUUGAGAAGAUAAUUUACAAUGAAAAGUACCACCACCGAAGUCAUGAUAAUGACAUUGCAUUAAUGAAGUUAAAACUGCCUCUGAACUUUACUGAUACGGUUAGGCCAGUCUGCCUCCCACAGUAUGAGGAAGAAUUUGCAGGUGGCACUCGCUGUUGGAUAUCUGGAUGGGGCCACACAAGGCCAGAUGAUGCACACAUUCCUGAUAUGUUAAAGGAAGCAAGUGUUCCUUUGAUCAGCACAAAGAAAUGCAACAGCUCCUGUAUGUAUAAUGGGGAAAUCACUCCCAGAAUGCUGUGUGCUGGCUACCCUGAAGGCAAUAUAGAUGCGUGUCAGGGUGACAGCGGAGGGCCUCUGGUGUGCCAAGAUGAAAACGUCUGGCGUUUGAUUGGGGUGGUCAGCUGGGGUACAGGAUGUGCUGAGCCCAAUCACCCAGGAGUCUAUGCCAAAGUAUCAGAGUUUCUAGACUGGAUUUAUGAAAUAAUUGAGAGCUAUUAAUCUGCUCUACAAACCAAAAAUGGAAAAGGCAGGUGCAGAACAUGGAUGGUUGUAUUAUUAGUGUCCCGAAGAAAAAAGAAACCAACAUUAUCAAAAAUGGAAUUAAACUUUGCUAAAUGACACUAAAGUGUUUGCUGUGGUAGACAAUUUAAACUCAUUGAAAAGUAAUUUUUACCUCUCUUGCUUAUUCCUUAGCCCUCUAGAGGCUGGUGAUCAAUGAAAUGAACUGAAUAGGAAAGUAUGUGUUUAAAUUUGCAUACUGCUUUUUCUGACUUAAUUGUUCAUCUUCCAAAGUAAUAUAUUUCUAUACUGAGUGGCAGACAGGAGGAGUCCCAGAAGCAUCAGGUACAAGGCAGGAGCCAUCACUAAAAAAGACUCACAGGAUGCUGUCAUCACUAA
This is a messenger RNA of Erpetoichthys calabaricus (reedfish), 1901 nucleotides long. RefSeq names its product transmembrane protease serine 5. Gene Ontology annotation, cellular component: membrane. The record is from RefSeq and is a predicted model, not a curated record. Gene Ontology annotation, molecular function: serine-type endopeptidase activity. NCBI's taxonomy places the organism in Eukaryota, Metazoa, Chordata, Cladistia, Polypteriformes, Polypteridae. Gene Ontology annotation, biological process: proteolysis.